This is a messenger RNA of Strongyloides ratti, 549 nucleotides long. RefSeq names its product Coenzyme Q-binding protein COQ10, mitochondrial. The transcript has a single exon. The coding region runs from base 1 to 549 and encodes 182 amino acids. NCBI's taxonomy places the organism in Eukaryota, Metazoa, Nematoda, Chromadorea, Rhabditida, Strongyloididae. Gene Ontology annotation, molecular function: ubiquinone binding. The record is from RefSeq and is a predicted model, not a curated record. Gene Ontology annotation, biological process: cellular respiration; ubiquinone biosynthetic process. Gene Ontology annotation, cellular component: mitochondrion.
AUGUAUAAUGUAAGAAGAUACUUAUUUUCACUACCAAAAGUAAAUAAAAAUCAAGUAUAUGCUGAAAAACGAGUUAUUGGGUAUUCAUCUAGUCAAAUGUAUAAUGUUGUAAAUAAUGUAGAAAAAUAUUCAGAAUUUGUUCCAUGGUGUAAAAAAUCAGAAGUAGUUAAAAUUAGUGAUAAUUUAACAAUAUGUGAAUUAACAAUUGGCUUUCCACCAUUAUGGGAAAAAUAUAAAUCUAGGGUUACUAGCUUACCUCCAUAUGUUGUUCAUUCUGUUUGUGCAGAUGGAUCAUUAUUUGAAGUUUUAGAUACAACAUGGAGAUUUGGACCAGGAUUAUCUGAAAAUUUAGAUCAAACGUGUACAUUAUAUUUUUCAUUAACAUUUCAAUUUAAAUACUCUAUUCAUGCUCAAUUAUCUCAUUUGUUUUUUGAUCAAGUUGUCAAAACAAUGGUUAAAGCAUUUUUAAAAAGAGCAGAAAAUUUAUAUGGACCUCCAUCAUUUAAUCAUUUUGAUAGUAACAUUGAAAUUAUUGAUUAUAAAAGCUAA